This is a messenger RNA of Oncorhynchus nerka (sockeye salmon), 684 nucleotides long. The record is from the annotation of a RefSeq genome assembly. NCBI's taxonomy places the organism in Eukaryota, Metazoa, Chordata, Actinopteri, Salmoniformes, Salmonidae.
AUGACACUAAGCUUCUUCGACCAAUUUAUGAGCCCCACAUACCUAGGUAUUCCACUUAUCGCUGUAGCAUUAACCCUCCCAUGAAUUCUUUUCCCUACCCCCUCUGCCCGAUGACUAAACAACCGCCUAAUUACCCUACAAGGCUGAUUCAUCAACCGAUUUACCCAACAACUUCUUUUACCACUAAAUUUAGGCGGUCACAAAUGAGCAGCUCUAUUAACCUCCCUGAUACUGUUUCUUAUUACCCUAAAUAUACUGGGCCUACUUCCAUAUACAUUUACCCCUACUACACAACUCUCCCUAAACAUGGGUCUCGCAGUCCCAUUAUGACUUGCUACGGUGAUUAUCGGCAUACGAAAUCAACCAACCGCCGCUCUAGGCCACCUCUUGCCUGAAGGAACCCCCGUCCCCCUAAUCCCUGUACUAAUUAUUAUCGAAACAAUUAGCCUUUUUAUCCGCCCCCUCGCCCUUGGCGUACGACUUACAGCCAAUCUCACGGCGGGCCACCUUCUUAUCCAACUAAUUGCUACAGCAGCCUUUGUUCUCUUGCCUAUAAUACCCACAGUAGCAAUCCUAACUUCUAUUGUUCUAUUUCUACUUACUCUUCUUGAAAUUGCUGUAGCCAUGAUUCACGCCUACGUUUUUGUUCUACUCCUAAGCCUCUAUUUACAAGAAAACGUUUAA